Coprinopsis cinerea okayama7#130 is the source of this 1341-nucleotide messenger RNA. RefSeq lists its product as hypothetical. Gene Ontology annotation, biological process: regulation of DNA-templated transcription. The record is from RefSeq and is a predicted model, not a curated record. The coding region runs from base 1 to 1341 and encodes 446 amino acids. Lineage: Eukaryota; Fungi; Basidiomycota; Agaricomycetes; Agaricales; Psathyrellaceae. Gene Ontology annotation, molecular function: sequence-specific DNA binding; DNA-binding transcription factor activity. The transcript has 5 exons.
AUGGAUCUGCGUGGGGGAGGUGGGAAGCAGGGUGAUUCUUCCCUUUCUGCUACUUCUACGACUGCGAGUCCUGCUACACCACAGCAGCAGUAUAUCCCGCCCCCGCCUCUUCUGCAAUACACGAGUGCGGAGCCACACCACGGUCAUCAGCUUCAUCAUCAUCAUCUUCCCAACGGGGUAAUUCCCUCUUCGACGUCGACCACCACGACGACCUCGUUAUACACUUCGGACCCCGUUCAUUGGCAGCACUACCCGCCGCACCAAGGGUACCACCACAACCAGGCAUUCCCCGACGCAUCGAGUUCGUCGUCGGCACAUCCUAGUCCCAUCCUGCCACCACAAUCACAGCACCUCUCGGCCAAGCCUGCAAGCGCUUCUACACUUGGCAAGCGGACCAGAGACGCGGAGACUAGUUUCGCCGGGAACGCCGCUUCCACUUCAGCUUCCACCAACACCACCACCGUCGCCGCUUCUUCUCCUACUACCACGACCACCGCCGCUCCUCCGAGGAAACAGGUCAAGCGUGAACGCGGGCAGUCGGUUUCUACUAUUUCCAACACCACUACUACGAAUACGAAUACGAAGAUGGCGAGCAGUUCAGGAUCGAGAGGGACCUCGAAGGAGAGGGGGAGCAACGACGAUCCUAUGCCCCAGACGAGUGAUUUCGUGAAAAAGUUGUACAAGAUGCUCGAAGACCCAACCUUCCAGCCGGUGGUAUCGUGGGGUCCUCAAGGCGACUGUUUCGUCGUAAAGGACAUGAACGAAUUCACGAAAUCCAUUCUACCCCGGCUGUUCAAGCACUCGAAUUUCGCGAGCUUCGUACGGCAGCUGAACAAGUACGAUUUCCAUAAAGUGAAGAAUACGGAUGAUAACCAGUUUGGUGAACAUUCCUGGAUAUUCCGCCACCCCGACUUCCAAGCCGACCGCCGCGAUGCCCUCGAAAACAUCAAACGCAAAGUGCCCGCCCAGCGCAAAAACGCAGCGGCCGCCGCCGCCGCCGCACAACAACAACAACAACAACAACAACAAGCCGCAGCAGCAGCAGCAGCCGCGCUUCUCGGCGGCUCACCCUCCUCCCUCGGUUUCCCGCCAGGCCUCGCUGGCUCCCUGGGCGUCGCGGGGUUUGGCCCGCAAGGCCCGAUUGGAUAUGUGCAGGAACUGCAUAGCGAGAUUAGGAGGCUGAAGGAUGAUAAUGAGGAUUUGAAGGGGAGGUUGAGGAAUUUGGAGAGGAAUUAUGAGAAUGUCCUCGUUGAGAUGGUUGGAUUUCAACGGGGUAUGGCGCAGCAGGAUGGGUUGAUGCAGAGUUUGAUUGCGUAUUUUUUGGGGAGUGAAGGUGAGUGA